Messenger RNA from Protopterus annectens (West African lungfish), 1105 nucleotides. RefSeq names its product proteasome assembly chaperone 2 (gene PSMG2). Gene Ontology annotation, biological process: proteasome assembly. The transcript is spliced from 7 exons. Lineage: Eukaryota; Metazoa; Chordata; Ceratodontiformes; Protopteridae. Bases 51 to 875 code for a protein of 274 amino acids. Gene Ontology annotation, cellular component: cytosol; nucleus. The record is from RefSeq and is a predicted model, not a curated record.
AAAACAGGACCUCAUGUUGUUGCAGGAAAUGUUUUAGAUAGCGUGGGUGUAUGAGUAAAGAGAGUCACAUUUUCUUAAUUAUGUUUAUUGCUUCUGACAGCAAAGAUCUUGAUUUCAGAGGUUUCUCUCUUAUCCUGCCAGCUGUGUCUGUUGGAAAUGUUGGGCAGCUAGCUGUGGAUCUGUUGAUUUCAACCUUAACACUGCCACGAGUUGGUUACAUCUAUACAGAAUGCCUUGUGCCGAUGGCAGGAAGUAACCCAUAUGCAAGAUCUGCAGAUGAUGCGGUAGAACUAAGUAUUAAUGCAGAAGUGUAUUCCCUUCCUGAAAAGAAGCUGGCUGUACUGCAGAUAAGAUCACCAGUUUUGCAGAAUAAAUCCAAGGAGUUCCGACAGAUCAUUCUUUCAUGGGUAAAACAAAAUGGCUUUUCCAAAGUAGUCCUUCUGUCCAGCAGUCAUGCUUACCAGCGUGAUGAUCGUCAGCUGCUUGGCACUCCACUUCGUUAUUUAAUGACACCUGACCUACAGAGCAUUGUACAGGAGAAGUUGCAGUCACUGAGCUGGAAGGAACUGGAGAGGAUAGCAGCAUUUCCUGGUGUCAGUGAAACAGAACAGCAAAUCUACAUCCCUGGAGGUGGCUUUACCAAGUCUCUGUUUCAGGACAGUUGCUCUGAAGGGAUCCCAAUGGCAAUCCUUUUGAUAUUCUGUUCCGAAGGUGAUAAUAUUCCAGAUGCGUUUGCUUUAGUGAACUAUCUGAAUGACUGGCUUCAACUAGUAGAAUGCACAGGCAGUACAUCCUCCAUGUCUUCUGUGCAGUGGAUAGCCCCAAGUUCGUGGAAAUUACUAUUUGGGUGUGGACUUCCUCCACUAAUUUUCUGAUGCUUGAAACAUCAAGAAGUGUUUAACUGUAAGGCAUGUAAUGCCAAGUAACCAAUAUAUGAUUGUGAGGAGACUGAAGAUGAUGUAGUUAAGGAUGUAAGCCACUAUUUCAUACUAAACAUUUAGUAGGCUUGUGACUCAUUUUUCAUAUCCAAGUCAGCAACUUCUGAAAUGAGACUUUAUGAAUUUAUAUUGAGAACUAAUGUUUUUUAAUAAAUAUUUUGAUUUAG